Messenger RNA from Verticillium alfalfae VaMs.102, 1203 nucleotides. RefSeq lists its product as hypothetical. Bases 1 to 1203 code for a protein of 400 amino acids. The record is from RefSeq and is a predicted model, not a curated record. The transcript is spliced from 2 exons. Lineage: Eukaryota; Fungi; Ascomycota; Sordariomycetes; Glomerellales; Plectosphaerellaceae.
AUGCCCUUGAGGCGAGAACCCUCUCGGGAGCACGAGCUGCCUGUCGAAAGCUCCUGGCGCAUGGUCGAAGGCGGCGAGAACGACAGUUUCGACACGUCCAUCGUCCCCGAGCUUGACUUUGAAGACGACAUUCCCCUGUCGAGCGGGCCCUCCCAGGGCAACUUCAGCCUCGCCUCCCAGGACAGCGCCCACAGCAUCAGCGACUUUGUCGACAGGGCCGACGAUGAGCGCGUCAUCCUGCGCACGCCCUUUCGCCCUUCGAUCCCCACGACGCGCCAGCCAUCCAACGAUGUUCACCGCACGCCUGAGCCCGAGUUUUACAUGCCUUCCAUCCACAUGGAGAGUCCGAGCCAAGGCCGCAGCAGCAGCGGCCGCUCUUCGAGGACAAUCCGGCCCACCAUGGACGAGAAGGAGAGGAUCGCCAUGCGCCUGAGGAACCAGAGGCAGCAGUCGGGCUACGGUAGCCUCCUGCGGAAACGCAACAACAAUAGCAGCAGCAGCAACGAUGCGAGGUUCGGUGGAAGAGAGGCCCAGCGCCAGCCAACAGACCGCCAACAGCAGACGGUCGGUCGUCGCGUCAUGGACUCGGCGCCGCACGCCCUCCUCGACGUGCUCGCCUGGGUAGCGGACAUUGUCGGCAUGGCGCUGCGCAUGCUCAAGCUUCCCCUGGCCAUGAUGUUCGCCGUCUGGCUCAUGAUCGGCGCCACCAUCAUCCUGCGCAACAUGGUCACCCAGUCCAUCACGACGUCGCUCUCGCCCAUCUGCAAGAUCCCCGGCGUCGGCGCCCUCAGCCUGCCUUUCUGCCCGCAGUUUGGCGUCACGCCCGCCGGCUCCGACGAGCAGCUGUCGGCGCCGGGCGGCCAGAGCGUCGAGUUUGACGACCUUCAUGAACGUCCAGGCGAGCUUCGAGCAGGUGCUCGAGCGCAGCGCCGACGGCGUCUCGCUGCCCAUGGAGAUGAAGCGCUCCGAGUCCGGCGCGACCGCGUCGCCGAGCCCGGGCUCGCCCGCUCCGCCAUUGGGCCCGGCCCCGGUCUGGGCGACCGCGGCGCCAUACCCCUGAGCGUGCACAUUGAGACCAUUGACCGCGGCGUCGACCGUCUCGAGGAGGCGAGGCGGCGCAUCCGGGAUGCCGAGGAUGACAAGGUCAGGGAGGCGCUGGCGAGGGGCGGCGUCAAGGACGAGGCGAGGGCGAUCGAUGCGUGA